This is a messenger RNA of Puntigrus tetrazona (Sumatra barb), 2281 nucleotides long. It is a transcript of the gene pah, whose product is annotated as phenylalanine hydroxylase. Gene Ontology annotation, molecular function: iron ion binding; phenylalanine 4-monooxygenase activity. Lineage: Eukaryota; Metazoa; Chordata; Actinopteri; Cypriniformes; Cyprinidae. Gene Ontology annotation, biological process: L-tyrosine biosynthetic process; L-phenylalanine catabolic process. The record is from RefSeq and is a predicted model, not a curated record.
ACCGGACAACACGAACCAGAUGUGAUACCCCAGGGGUUUGUGGGCAAGCGUGACACGCGCACGGGACGGCUCUGGGGGUGUGGUGUCACGUGGUACUUUUAAAUGGCCCGAGUUUCGGAUGGGGGGGCACAAAGUGCACAGAAGCAUCCAGCGAGUCGACAUCACCUGAGGAGCGAAGCAAGAAUGGACGCGGGUUUCAGACCGAUGAACGGGGAUCUGGAGAGGAAGGGCUCUCUGACCUCAUCCUACCUGGAAGAACCGUUAAACAAAACAGGAGUGGUGUCCUGCAUCUUCUCUCUGAAGCAGGAAGUGGGAGCCCUCGUGAAAGCUCUAAGACUAUUUGAGGACAAAGGCAUUAACCUGACCCACAUCGAGUCCCGUCCAUCCCGUGGCAACAAAGAGGAGUAUGAGUUCUUCAUCAGUGUGGAUCAGGCCUCCUCUAAAGCUCUAGAUGAAGUUGUUGACGGUCUGCGCACACAGAUCAGCGGCCAAGUUCACGAGCUGUCCCGCAACAAACAGAAAGACACGGUUCCAUGGUUCCCAAAUGACAUCCAGGACUUGGAUCGCUUUGCCAAUCAGAUUCUCAGUUACGGGUCCGAGCUGGAUGCAGACCAUCCUGGCUUUACGGACCCCGUGUACCGUGCCAGAAGGAAGGAAUUUGCUGACAUUGCCUACAACUACAGACACGGACAGAUUAUUCCACGUGUUGAAUACACGCCUGAAGAGAAGGCCACAUGGGGAACGGUUUUUCGAGAGCUGAAGACCCUGUACGCGACUCAUGCCUGUCGCGAACACAACCGUGUUUUUCCACUGCUGGAGAAGUACUGUGGGUACCGCGAGGACAACAUCCCGCAGCUAGAGGACAUCUCCCACUACCUGCAGUCCUGCACAGGUUUCCGUCUGCGUCCUGUGGGUCUCCUCUCCUCGCGUGACUUCUUGGCCGGUCUGGCCUUCCGAGUGUUUCACUCGACGCAGUACAUUCGUCACAGCUCCAAACCCAUGUACACGCCUGAACCGGACAUAUGUCAUGAGCUACUGGGGCACGUCCCACUGUUUGCUGACCCAAGCUUUGCCCAGUUCUCACAGGAAAUUGGACUCGCUUCUUUGGGCGCCCCUGAUGAGUUCAUAGAGAAGCUGGCCACAGUCUACUGGUUCACUGUGGAAUUUGGUCUGUGUAAGGAAGGAGAUAAAGUGAAGGCUUACGGUGCUGGUCUGCUCUCUUCUUUUGGCGAACUGCAGUACUGUCUGACGGACAAGCCCAAACUUCUGCCCUUCGAGCCGGAGAAGACCUGCCUGCAGCAGUAUCCCAUUACAGAGUUCCAGCCGGUUUACUUUGUGGCUGAAAGUUUUGAGGACGCCAAAGACAAAGUCGGGAAAUUUGCUUCCACCAUCCCCAGACCUUUCUCUGUGCGCUACAAUGCCUACACACAGAGAAUUGAAAUGCUGGACAACACACAGCAGCUGAAGAACCUGGCCGACAACAUCAGCGGCGAGAUCUCAAUCCUGUGCACUGCCCUGCGAAAGAUGAAGUGAAUCGACGCUGGGAGACGUUCAAGGAAACCGAAGAGGAAAUGCUAGAAAAUCUAGAGACGCCAAAUAAGCGUCGUCUUUUCGGCUCGUACUUUUUCUAAUCAAAACGGCGAUAGAGAGAGCAUGAUACUGCGUAUUAAAUUAGUUAUUAUGUAUUGCAUGUACACCGUAUUUAUGCACAAAUUUAACUAUAGUUCGGAAAUAUUUAGCCGCCACGUAUUUAAAUGACACGUAACGAAAUAACGCGGGAAAAAAGAAUACCUAUGCAAAACAAAUCGCGUGUAAAUACAGAAACGCUUGGGGCGUUAUGAGGCCCGCUGUCGCAGAUUUUUUAUUUUAUAUAUUGUAUUGUAUUUUUCUGAGCGGUUUAAUCGUACCAAAACACAGAUCGCCUACCGUCCUCCGUUAGCUUCAGCUGUCGCGUCUCGUCGUGGCGCGGAGUUGCUGUAAUUUUCCCAAACAAGCCGCAAUCAACGCAUCACGGGAUCAAAGGCUGAGCCAACGCUUUUGGGGGACGAAUUAUUUUCAUCGUGAAACCGCUUUUGUUCAAAACGUGCCUUUAUGUUCUCCGUUACGCCAAAGCUUAAUGAUUAAAACGUAACGAAAUAUAUUUGCAGAAGUUUUUGCUAGACGGCGAAUGCAUUUUAACAUGCUACAUAUAUCAUGUAACUGUUGCUGUGCUAAAGACUGAGAUGUUAUGCAUGCAUUGUCACGUGUACUUAAAAAAAUCAAUAAAGAUGGUUAUUAUUAA